AUGGUUCUUAAAUCAACUCCGGGAGCUAAUAUUCCCAUUUACCAAAUCUCUGGUACCAAUGCAUCACGGUCACUUCCUGACUGGCUUGCUCGGAAGCGGAAGAGAGCCCUGAAGGAAGAUGCUGACUAUUCGAGUAGAGUGGAGCUGAUUCAAGACUUUCAAUUUGAAGAGGCUUCAAAUAAGAUCAAGGUAUCACGAGAUGGUCAGUUCUGUAUGGCUACCGGUACUUAUAAACCACAGAUUCAUGUUUAUGAUUUUGAACAAUUGUCAUUAAAAUUUGACAGGCAUACUGAUGCGGAAAAUGUCGACUUUCUGAUGAUAUCGGAUGACUGGACCAAGUCUAUUCAUUUACAAAACGAUAGAAGCAUUGAAUUCCAUGCUCAAGGUGGUAUUCAUACAAGAUCAAGAAUCCCAAAGUUUGGUCGAGCCAUGUGUUAUGACACUAAUACCUGUGAUUUAUAUAUUGGAGCCUCUGGAAAUGAGGUAUACAGAUUAAACAUUGACCAGGGAAGGUUCUUGGCCCCCUUUGAAGUUGAUGCUGAUGGCGUAAACUGUCUAGAAAGAAACCCAUGUCACGGACUUUUAGGAUUUGGUAUUGAAGAUGGUACAGUUGAGUUUUGGGAUCCCAGAUCAAGACAUAGAGUUGGUUCAUUAGAUAUUGGUGGUGGUGGAUUUGGUCUAGGAAGUGGAGCUACCGCACUGGCAUUCCACCGCGACGGACUAAAAGUUGCCUGCGGUAACUAUGAAGGUAAUACAUUGUUGUUUGAUUUACGGUCUUCGCAACGUACAUUAAUAAAGGAUCAGGGAUACGGAUUCCCUAUCAAGAACAUUGAGUACAUUGACACAGAUAGUGUAAGCGACAAGAUUUUGACUGCCGAUAAGAGAAUUGCCAAGAUCUGGGAUACUAAUACAGGAGAAGCAUUUACAAGUAUGGAACCUACAGUGGACAUUAAUGACGUUGCCCAUAUUCCCAAUACUGGUAUGUUCUUCUUUGCCAAUGAGGGAAUUCCUAUGCAUACUUAUUAUAUUCCAGCUAUUGGCCCGGCACCCAAGUGGUGUUCAUUCCUUGACAGCAUUACUGAAGAACUUGAAGAGAAGCCUGCUACUAGUGUCUAUGAAAACUAUAAGUUUGUUACUCGUAAGGAGUUGGCGGCUUUGAGUUUGGGCCACUUGAUUGGCAGUAAUAUUGUCAAGAGUUAUAUGCAUGGUUAUUUUGUUGACCAACGGCUGUAUGAACAAGCUAAGCUUAUCACUGAUCCAUUUGCUUACAGAGACUACCGUGAAAGAGAAGUUAAGAAGAAGAUUGAUCAAGAAAGAGAGUCUCGUAUUCGUACCACUGGAGCUGCUGCAGCUGCUGCCAAAGUUAAGGUCAACAAGAAGCUGGCGUCAGAAAUUGCUGAACAGGGAGAAGGCGAGGUUGACGACCGUUUCAAAGCUAUUUUCGAAGAUCCAGAAUUCCAUAUUGACGAAGAGAGUUUUGAAUAUAAAUUAUUGCAUGGUGGCCAGGCAGGUAAGAAGACUACGAACAGCGCUGAUGGCAAUCUAAGAGACACCCCUCGAGCAUUAACAGCCGCGGAAGAGGAAGAGCAAGAAAGAGAAAAUGGCAAGAGUGAAGACGAAUCUGAAUCUGAAUCGGAAGAUGAGGAUAGUGAACAAGCACAGAAACGCAAGAUUGCCGAAAUGAGAAAGCAAAAACAAGAGGAGAGAAGAAAUAAAAAGCUUCAAGCAAGAGAGCAGCUGAAUAACUCGCUCCCAGAAAUGAAAGUGAUUCGCCAGAGUGCUGAGUCUCAGCAACGUGCUAAUCGUGCAUUUGGUGACCAAGUUCAACAGCUUGAAACAGAUCAAGAGCGAAAGUCUGCAACCACCUCAGAAGUACGCCGUGGACCUCGUGGUGAGAUGGAGAUUUCGUUUAUUCCACAAAAGAAGAAGCCUGUUAAGAGAUCAUCUAGAAAUACGGAAGAUGACGAAACAGCCGAAAACGGUGCUCUUGAAGAUCCUUCAAAUAAGGGUCGCAAGUCUCAACGGUACGACAAUAGAAGAAGAGCGAGUAAAAAUGUCUUCCGUGGAAUGUAG
This is a messenger RNA of Sugiyamaella lignohabitans, 2073 nucleotides long. RefSeq names its product Enp2p (gene ENP2). Gene Ontology annotation, cellular component: nucleolus; small-subunit processome; 90S preribosome. Gene Ontology annotation, biological process: maturation of SSU-rRNA from tricistronic rRNA transcript (SSU-rRNA, 5.8S rRNA, LSU-rRNA). The record is from RefSeq and is a predicted model, not a curated record. Bases 1 to 2073 code for a protein of 690 amino acids. Gene Ontology annotation, molecular function: protein binding. Lineage: Eukaryota; Fungi; Ascomycota; Dipodascomycetes; Dipodascales; Trichomonascaceae. The transcript has a single exon.